AUGGCAGAGGAAGGCGGCGGAGCUGCUGGUCCCUCUGCGGGACCUGCAGGACCUCCUACGGUCAACACCACGGGCAUGUCGCAUGCCCAACCCGAGGCUCGGCAUAGGCCGACCGAAAGCGGAGCGCCGCUGGAGCAGAUCGAGUCGCCCAUGUCUCCUGGCGUCGCGACUCCAAACCCCUUCAGCCGCCAGCAGACCAGUCUCGAUCUUGAUGAUUACUUUUCCGGACCUCGCGACCUCCAAAAACACUCGAAAUGGCCGAUAUUCCUUCAGAUGCACGGCAGCAUCCUCCCCAAGCUGAUCCUGCCGCUGGUGUUCGUCGGCGCAUGGGCGACUGUUAUAACAUACAUCACCCUUGAACCUUCGAUUCCUGCAAAUCUCGGUAUCAAUCCGGUGCUGCUCACUGUUCUCGGUUUCGUCGUCGGUUUGGGUCUUAGCUUCCGCAGUUCGACCGCAUACGAACGAUAUGGCGAGGGCAGGAGGUACUGGGCCACUCUUAUCCUGGCAUGCCAGAACCUCGGACGUGUCUACUGGAUUCAUGCCAAGGAGCGGGAAGGCGAGCUGCGCGAAAAGGAUGUACUGGCCAAGCUCUCGGCUCUUAACCUCCUGACUGCCUUCGCCGUGGCCCUCAAGCACAAGCUGCGGUUCGAGCCGUACACCAACUAUGAGGAUCUUCAGAACCUCGUUGGUCAUCUCGAUACACUGGCUGGCGAGGCCACCAAGGAGGACCCUACCAUGGCCGAGGCCCGGCGGAUCCAUGUCGUCAAGGCCGCGGGCGAGAUGUUGGGCGUGUCGUUUGCCGCGAGCAACCCGCGCAAGGCCCUUAAGAAGGCUCGGCGCCCGCUUGGCAACCUGCCCCUGGAGAUCCUCAGCUACCUGGCCGCCUACACAGACGAGAUCAUCGCUAACGGCCAGCUCCCUGUCCCGAUGCAGCAGACGCUGGCGUACAACAACAUGGCCCUGCUCAACGACGUGCUUACGGGCACCGAGCGCGUGCUGACCACGCCGCUGCCCAUCGCCUACGCCAUCGCUAUCGCGCAGAUCACCUGGCUCUACAUCAUCCUGCUCCCCUUCCAGCUGGUGAAGCAACUGGAAUGGGUCGCGAUCCCGGGCACGAUGGCGGCGUCGUAUAUCAUUCUGGGCCUCCUCUUCAUCGGACGCGAGGUCGAGAACCCUUUCGGCCAGGACGUCAAUGAUCUCCCACUCGAGAGCUACUGUGCGCAGAUCGCCGCCGAGCUCGACGUCCUAGCGUCGCGGCCCAAGGCCACCAUGACCACCUGGAUCGAGAAUCUCGAGAACAAGCCGCUCUUCCCCUACAGCGCUGCCAACUACAACGUCUGGAGGUACCGUGGCGAGGAAAAGGUUCGCCAGGCGCUCCGAGGCAAGACGGAGCUUGGGUUCGAGAACCGCAAGCGCAUGAUGGGUCAGGAGGACGGGCCCAACGAGGGCGGGCACAGCCAUCCCAGGAAGUCCAAGGUUGAGGGUGUGAGGCCUGGCGACGUCGAGAGCCAGGACGGGCGAACACAGUAG
Messenger RNA from Gaeumannomyces tritici R3-111a-1, 1530 nucleotides. RefSeq lists its product as hypothetical. Lineage: Eukaryota; Fungi; Ascomycota; Sordariomycetes; Magnaporthales; Magnaporthaceae. Gene Ontology annotation, molecular function: chloride channel activity. The coding region runs from base 1 to 1530 and encodes 509 amino acids. The record is from RefSeq and is a predicted model, not a curated record. The transcript has 3 exons.